UAGACGGUUAUUUGCAAUUUUCAUAAACAUACUGAAGAAUAGUUUUUAAUCAAAUCCAACACAAAAGAAUUGUGAUAUUCACCAAAUAAAUAAAAUACGUCUAUUGUUGUGUUACAAAUGGAGUCAGCGCUUCUUAAUUUCAAUCGUGUGUCUUGCGCGUCUGCUGCAACUACGCCAAACGUAACACCUAUUAAACCGCGUUUGGGAAGAUUUGUGGAUUUUUAUUCUCCAGAACAUUUAAAUAUAACUCCUAAGCCUAAACCGCGGUUUGUAGCUGCAAUAACAAAUGAAAAUCGAAGAUUUUCUACACCUGAAAAAUGUUUGGAUAUUGAUAAUAGAUGCAGGACCGUCAAAGCUCAAAAGAAUAAUCAAAAUGUUUGGAGAAAUUGCUCAUUUGAGGGCAAUCAAAGUUUUCCAAGACUAAAACACCAUAUUAGAUCCAUAAAAAUGGAUUUGGAAACUCCAACAAAAGUUAAAACAUCUGUUGAUUUAGUUAGAGUUGACGGGCACAAUGGCCUUCGUUUCAAUACAUCAUUAGCAUCGGGAGAUGUAACUAGCUCACCAGCACAAUCUCAAACUGACCGGCUUCAGCAAAAUAUAACUAAUAAAGCUGUGUUUACAAUUGAGCCAAAUACAUCAAAGAUUCUUAUAGUCAACAACAAGGCAUGCUCACUUCUAGGAUAUUCUUCUGGUGAACUCUGUGAUCUGUGUUUCUCUGACUUAUUACACAAUAGGUCAAAUCAAAAAAAGUUCAGUUUACAUGCAGAAGAUGGAGACACUUCUGAAGAUGGUACAGCAGUGUUGCUAGGUGGUAAAGUUGUGGAAUUACUAUCCAAAGAUGGAACUGCAUUACAAGUAUCACUUUGGAUCCGACAGUUGGAUGCAGAUGGCCCAUGUUUGGUUGUUGCAGAGCCUGUCAGCUGUAAAAAUGUAUUGUUCACCAUAGAGGCAGACACGGGGACAAUAAUAAGUUGUGAAGGCGCUGACGCAGGACUUUUGUUCCAAGCUGAAUCGUGUGAGAAGCUCGUGGGAUUGCCUAUAUUGUCCCUCAUUCCGUCAAUACACUUGCCGCCUUAUGAUCUUGCUAUACCUAAGGCUUUGGCUAAACAGAAGGCUACUGGUAGGACAUUGGAUGGAUGUUCGUUUCCUCUUUGCCUUUGGAUUUCUAAAUCAGAAACUAUGAAGCCGAAAGAUCGACCUAUAUUUGAAGUUAAUGUUAGGGUUACAUACAACGUAAGUGGACUUCUUGUGGUGGACGAGUCUGGCAUAAUAACGGCUUGCAACCAGCAUUUUGCGCAAUUGACAUUCGGAAAGUCGCUAUUGGAAGUGAUCGGACAUCAUAUUGAAGAUGUCAUACAAAACUUUUGUAGGGAAUGCGAUUUGAUCAAGAUUCAAGAUACGAAUAGGAAUAUGACCUUGUCUCCAGUGAACAAUGAUGAUGGGUCUGGUUCAGAUACAGACGAUGAUUCAUGUGGAGCAUUUAAUGGAAGCCAGAAAUCCGCCUGCAUGUCACUGAACGUACAGCCGUCACUUCUUUCUACGAAUAGAGAAAAAUCCUCCAGCGCUCUCUGCCUUGACAAGUCCAGCAGUUUAAUCACACACACACCAACACCCACACAAGACAUGGUCUCAAGCCUGAGUACCACAGAGCAACGAAAUGACACUUCAGCGCUCCCUGACGUCACUUCCGGCAUGUCCGGAAUGUCAAUCGACGAUGAGAACUUUUCACACUCGAUUUCAAAAUCGCGAUCGGAAAAUAUACUCCGCUCUGAGCAUAACGUGAAAACGGGGAAGGUUUCGGAAAAAUCUGACUCGAUUUACUACACAUCUCAGCAUUCGCAGGAAGUUACGCCAACCGGAACAUCUCCCAGAAUAAGAAAUGAUCAAUUAAGAUUGUCGUUUGAUACCAAAAAGAAGUCUGGAAAGGAAGACAGGAGCAGUAUCUCAAUUGACUUUUGCGACUCCAAUGAAACUAGUGCGGACUUUUUGACGCCGAUUAAUGAGAUGCCGCCAUCUGGUUGCGAAAUUGAAGAACUUCCGCGCCAUAAUGGAACCGAAAGCGUUGAUAGCCUGAGUAAUGAUAUCGACCUUGAGACGCAGACGGAAUCGGCGCCAAGGAAGAAAUUUGAAGAGGAACCUCCCGGUACUCCGUGCGUUGUAAAGCGUGCAGUACGUAGUCACGUGACAACGUCUACGCCCACGCACUCGCGACACAACAGACCUGAAUAUGAAACUGAUUAUAGACACAAGGAUGGGACCUAUAGGGGCGUUGUCUUGCACAAGGACGGUACUGAAUUAGGUGUAGUUUACACAGUUUCAAGCCUGCAGUUGGCAAGUGGACGUACCGUUUGUUGCGUAUGGCUAGGCGUAAGACGAGAAGAUGCCCCACGACACGCUACACUCGCGUCCAGUCUUAACUCUACGGCUGACAACUCGCUCGUCCUUGGCAACAAAUCGGCAAGCAGUAGGCCGCACUCGAUGUCUCUGAUGAGUCAAUGCGGCGAGGAACAAGUGGCUGGAGAGUACAGCAAACAUUAUGUUACACUCAAACAAAUUGGUAAAGGUGCGUACGGCUGCGUCAAAAUGGCAUAUCGUAGAUCAGAUCGACUUCUAGCAGUUGCCAAAUUCAUACUUAAAGAAAAAGUGGGCGCUCAAUUCUGGGUCGAUGGGCCGGAUGGGAGGAAGGUUCCAUUGGAGCUGAGUCUACUUAUGACCCUGAAACAUCCUAAUAUAGUAAGCGUAAUAGAUAUGUACGAGAACGAUAAAUACUUUCAAAUGGUGAUGGAGAAACAUGGGGCCGGUAUGGACUUGUUCGAGUUCAUCGAGAGAAGACCAAGACUUGAUGAGCCGCUGCUGUCUUAUAUCUUUCGACAGAUCGGACAAGCAGUCGAAUACCUACAUUCAUUAAAUAUUCUACACCGAGAUAUAAAAGAUGAGAACGUGAUCAUAGACAACAAGUUCCACGUGAAGCUCAUAGACUUCGGCUCAGCAACAUUCAUGAGCAAAGACACACUUUUCUCUACAUUCUAUGGUACCACAGAGUAUUGUAGCCCGGAGGUGUUAGCUGGGAAUAAGUAUGCAGGCCCCGAGUUGGAGAUGUGGUCAAUGGGAAUAACUUUAUACGUAUUGACGUUCUUCGUUAACCCCUUCUCUGACAUCGAGGACACCAUACAGGGACCAUUAUCAUUCCCGCAAGUUGUAUCUGAUGAUCUGGAACACCUGCUCAGAUGGAUGCUGUGCAAGGAGCCGUCUCAGCGCUGCACAGUACUUCAGUUGAUGUCGCACGCCUGGAUCAGACAACCAGUCAACAUGUCGCAAUAUAUCUUCCAUGAAAUUGUAGACUGUGAUCGUCACGAAGCGAACCCAGAGAUGUAUUUCAGCGGAAGUUUGUCGCCUCGUAGCGGGUCUCCUGUUUCUUUAGCUCUGGACCCGCUUGUAAAAGAACGCUCAAAUCCAUCAGAAGUUGCCGCGCGAUCGGAGAGUAAGAAUAUCUCUAAAGACGAGAGAAAACGACACGACCCACAUUCUGAAAACUACAGUCUGCGUUCUUCUGCUGAUAUCCUCGAUAUAUCCUCAAAACCAGUAUCGGAAGCGGCUUUAACCGAUAUAAGUUCAGACGCAACAGGUCACGCGGCCUGUGACAUAGACUAUGACUGCGAACACUACGAUUGUGACAGUUGGGAUGAAUGUGAACCUGACAGUUUUUCUUAAACUUAAAGACAUAAUGCUGGACGUAUUGGUAUAGGCGCUGCGCUUUUGGAGGGAUUUAAUCUUCAUAGAUUUUUACCUUGGUGUACAUCAAAGUAAUAAUCUAAAGAGGAGGUUUAUGGUUUGACAACUGACAGAUAAAGAUCUGUAAUCGCACGGCUCGUUCUAUUCUUAAACUAGUGUAUUGUCAGUGUUAACCGUAAGAUGUUUCUACAAAUCUGUGUUCGAACCUUGACAUAAUACGGACUUGACAAAGUUUUUUGUAUUUAAAAUAUUUCGAAAUCUUAUUGACAAACAUUAAACACGUAUGUUAUAGCAUCCUCAUUCGCCAAAUAUCUGUAACGACAUCCAAGAAUUAGUUUAGACGUCUAACUACACUUAACACCAGAACUUCGCACUUUAUAUAAGAAAUCGUUUCUGGCAAACGUGUUCUAUGUGAUAUAAUAUAUGUUUAAAUAAUUGUAAAUACAAGUCAAUAAUUUUUAAGUAUUUGUAGAUUUCUAGCCGGUAGCUUUUUCUCAAACUAUAAUAUAAAAUGAUCUCGUGAAUACAUGAUUAGAAACCCAUAUCACUUAAAUACAUUCUUCUAUUUGACAUUAUAUUUUUAAAAAAAAUUUACACAUUACAAGAAAAUCCUAGACUUGGAAUUGAAUUAAUUUACAGUAAACGGUAGUUAAAAUAAUCGCGAUCUUAUGAAUAUUAUAAAUGAUAAUAUGAUGGACACAAAGGAUUACUCUUAAACGUAGUGAUUUUUUUUAAUAAUAUUCAAACGUCUCUUAAUUUUAAUCUUGCUAAUAAAAAUUACGUAUAAAGCUUUUGCGCUCAAGUGAAAGUAUUCUCCAAAUCUCAGGUCGAAGUUACAUUCUAGUCUGAGAGAAUGGUGUGAAAUUUUUUAAGUUAUGUGUGUGCGUGUCUGGUAUACGUUUUGUCUUACGUCCAGGUUCUACUUCUUGUAAUUUCUACGUACAGCUUGCAAAUACAAUAGUAUUCGAAUGUUUUGUCCUAUGUGUACAACUCGUUAUCAUUACGAUUUGUAUUAAAUAGAACCCGGGCGUAAGAGAGAUCUAUAUUAUUGUUUAGUCACUGGGAAGUUAAAUGAAAAUGUUGUUACUUGGUAGAAAAUUUCAUCUUAUGAUAAUUAGGCAGUAUUAAGACAAUAGUAUUUUCCUAUUUGUUAGAGUAGAAUAAAAGAACCAAAUUAUUGAUGUAGGUGGGUGUUAGUAUCAUGGUAUCGGUGUUUUUUUAAAUUUAGCAUUAUUUAUCAAAUGCCAAAUUUUCAAAGUUGACAUUUGACAGUUGUCGAUAAUUAUAAAUCGAACAUUUUAUAUACGCCAAAUUAUACUUUAAAAAAAUUAUGUAUAUUUUUUUAUAAGUUAUUGUGUAAAUUGUAAUUCAGUCUAAGUAAAUCGACGACAAAUUUAUUGAGCUACACGUGAACAUUUGGAACGUAAUAAAAAUGCUUUAUGUUUAAUGUCAGUGACCAAAUCAUGGUAUUUAUAGUUAUUUCCAUUUAAAUUAAACAGUUUAUUAAAUUAAUAAAUAUGGACAAUCUAAAACACUUUUAACGAGAGAAUUUAAACGCUAAAAAUUCUGCAUUUAUCAUAUCAGCUGUCAAAAGUUAAAUAUUUAUAGACUGACUUACUUGCUCAGAUGGGACGAAUAAAUUAAAAAAAACUAGGCUUAUAUUCAAAGAGUAACGUCCGAACUUUUUAAAUUGUUAAUCACUCCUAUAUAAUAUUUUGACUUGAUAAAAAAGUGCGUUCUCGCAUUAUAGGUGUGUACUUUUAUUAAUGUUUUGAGGAUUUUUUUUUCAGUUUUGUUACAACUUGCUUGUUAACCACAGCUAAAUGCAGGUGGCUGUCACGCUUAGCUAACAACGCCAAAAUGGCCGAGACCAAAUCGUUAUAUUUUAUAAUUUUAUUAAUUUAUAUUUAUUCAUUAGUCGUUAUUUCUGUAUAUUUAGUAAUGUUUAAUAUUAAAUUAGUGUCCGUUAUUUGAUUAGUGCCUUACGACGGACGGCGGGUUACGUUGCUCGUAGUGGGCUUCACUAAGAUUAAUAAAUAUUUUUUUUAAUA
Molecule: messenger RNA, 5783 nt
Organism: Pieris brassicae (large cabbage white)
Lineage: Eukaryota; Metazoa; Arthropoda; Insecta; Lepidoptera; Pieridae
Gene: Pask
Product: PAS domain-containing serine/threonine-protein kinase
Exons: 22
Coding region: 118-3711 (1197 amino acids)
Biological process (GO): protein phosphorylation; negative regulation of glycogen biosynthetic process; intracellular signal transduction
Cellular component (GO): cytosol; cytoplasm; nucleus
Molecular function (GO): ATP binding; protein serine/threonine kinase activity
Source: RefSeq, a predicted model, not a curated record